This is a messenger RNA of Labrus bergylta (ballan wrasse), 10454 nucleotides long. NCBI's taxonomy places the organism in Eukaryota, Metazoa, Chordata, Actinopteri, Labriformes, Labridae. The record is from RefSeq and is a predicted model, not a curated record.
AUGUCGUGGAGUGUGGGUUCAGGCGGCAGGAUGAUGAUGAUGUUUGUCGAGCUCUUCCUUCCCCUCCUCCUCCUCCCCCCGCUGUGUGAAGGCUCCAACCAGCCGCCACGCUUCCUCAACUACUUCUUCUCCACGUACCUGCUCAUCUACGAGGACAUGCCCGUCGGUUCCUCGGUGGCUCAGCUGAAGGCCACGGAUCCUGAAGGCGAGCCGCUGAUGUACGGCGUUUCAGGAGAAGAAGCCAUGAAGUAUUUCUCUGUGAACAAAGACACGGGGGUGGUGUGGCUCCGACAGCAGCUCGACAGAGAGGCCAAGUCAGAGAUGCAGGUGGAAUUCUACGUGAGCGACAUUCAGGAGGUGGUCAAAGACACGGUGAACAUCCAGAUUGGAGACGUGAACGACAACGCACCUAUCUUUCAUGGACAGCCGUAUACCGUCCACAUCCCCGAGAACACACCGGUGGGCAGGUCCGUGUUCAUGGUGAACGCCACAGAUCCGGAUCAGGGCACCGGGGGCAGCGUCCUCUUCUCCUUCCAGCCUCCUUCUCCGUUCUUUGCCAUCGACGGCGCCCGAGGCACCGUCACCGUCAUCAAGCUGCUGGACUACGAGACGACAUCAGCGUACCAGCUCACUGUCAACGCCACGGAUCAGGACAAAGUGAGACCUCUGUCGCGGCUCGCUAACUUAGCGAUCAGCAUCACGGACGUGCAGGACAUGGACCCUAUCUUCACCAACCUGCCGUACAGCACCAACAUUGAGGAGCACAUCCCUCUGGGCUACGAGGUGAGGAAGAUAACAGCCAUUGACCAGGAUCUGGGCCGACCGAGAGGCAUCGGCUACACCAUCAUCUCAGGUAACACUAACAGCGUGUUCGUGUUGGACUACAUCAGCGGCUCUCUGACGGUGAACGGGCAGCUGGACAGAGAGAACCCGCUGUACUCUGCAGGAUUCACGCUCACCGUGAAGGCCACAGAGCUGAAGGAUGAUCGGAGCCCGUCAGACGCCACAGUGAUGACCACCUUCACGGUCCUGCUCAUCGAUAAAAACGACAACGCUCCCAAGUUCAACAGCUCAGAGUACAGGGUGCGGAUCACCGAGCUGGCCCAGGUGGGCUUCGCUCUGCCGCUCUUCAUCCAGGCCGAGGACAAGGACGAGGGCGUGAACAGCAUGUUUCAGGUUUUUCUGACGGGUAACAACUCGGAGUACUUCACCAUCUCGCCCACGGCGGUGCAGGGCCGUGCAGACAUCAGGAUACGGGUGGCCACGCCCCUCGACUUUGAAAACAUCCGCAGCUACAGCUUCUCACUAUAUGCCAACGAGUCCAUGUCCGACCACGUGGGUUUUGCUCGAGUCUUCAUCGAGUUAAUCAACGAGAAUGAUAACCGCCCGAUCUUCAGCCGACCGCUCUACAACAUCAGCCUCCCUGAGAACACGCCGCCUGGAACAUCGCUGCUCAGGAUAAUGGCCACAGAUGGAGACGCAGGAACGUUUGGGGUCGUACGAUACUUCUUCAGUGACGAGCCAGACCAGUUUUCAUUGGACGAGGAGACGGGCUGGGUCAUCCUGCGUGGCGCUCUGGACUACGAGCUGAUGAGACGUUUUACACUGACUGUGCUGGCGAGGGAUGGCGGUGGCGAGGAGACGACAGGAAGGAUCCGUGUGAACGUUCUGGACGUGAACGACAACCCUCCGCUCUUCCAGAAGGAGGCGUACGUGGGCUCUCUGAUGGAGAACGAGCAGGCAGUGCAGCAGGUGGCGAGGAUCAGGGCCACAGACGAUGAUUCUCCUCCCAAUAACUUCCUGACGUACUCCAUCACUUCAGCCUCCGCCUUCCCCAACCACUUCAGCAUCAUCAUGGUGGAGGGAUACGCAGUGAUCAGUGUGACCCGACCUCUGGACUACGAGCAGGUUCCUAACGGGAUGAUCCACCUGACAGUGAUGGCAAGAGAUGGAGGAAACCCCGCCCUCAACAGCACCGUAGCUGUCACUGUGGAGGUGAUUGAUGAAAACGAUAACCCACCUGAGUUCAGCCAGCCGUCCUACAUCGUCAAGAUCCCCGAGAACAUCAUCGCAGGAGCAACAGUGUUGUUGGUGAAUGCUUCUGAUUUGGACGCCUCUAGAGAGUUCGGUCAGGCGUCCCUCAUCUACUCGCUGGAGGGCUCAUCUCAGUUCAGACUCAACUCACGCUCAGGAGAGAUCACGACCACGGCCCUGCUGGACCGCGAGCUGAAGUCAGAGUUCAUCCUGAUCGUCCGAGCUGUGGAUGGAGGGGUGGGGCCUCAGCAGAAGACUGGCAUCGCCACGGUGAACGUCACCAUCCUUGACAUCAACGAUAACGCCCCCGUGUGGAGAGACGAGCCGUACCACACCAACGUGGUGGAGAUGAGUCCCAUCAACACAGAUGUCACCUCUGUGUUGGCUGUGGACCCUGAUAAUGGACUGAAUGGGACCGUGGUGUACAGCAUCAGUCCAGAGAACCCGUUCUACACCAUCACCAGCAGCACCGGAAAGAUCCGGACCAGCGGGGUCACCCUGGACCGGGAGAGCGCCAACCCCCGGAACGCGGCCCUGAUGAGGACCAUCGUGAUCUCAGCUGUGGACCGUGGAAGCCCUCCCCUGUUUGCAACAGCGAGCACCACAGUGUUUGUGAAUCUUCUGGAUCUGAACGAUAACGACCCGACCUUCAUCAACCUGCCGUCUGUGGCUGAGGUGCCCGAGGGUCUGCCCGUCGGAUCGUCCGUGUUUAAGGUCCAGGUGGAGGACCCUGACGAGGAUAAGAAUGGUCAGAUCACGUUGGCGUUGCAGGUGGGGAUGCCCCGCCUCGAUUUCUACCUGAACACGUCCACAGGAGUCCUGACGUCCACGGCCGUGCUCGACCGCGAGCAGAUUGGACAGUAUCACCUGAGAAUUAUCGCCUUCGAUGCUGGGAAGUUCCCCCGCACCUCCACCUCCACCCUCACCGUCACAGUGCUGGAUGUGAACGAUGAGACCCCCACCUUCAGCCCCUCGGUCUACAACGUGUCUUUGAAGGAAAGCGUCCCCAGAGAUCACGUGGUCGCUCGCCUCAGCUGCUCGGACGAUGACGCCGGCCUAAACGCCGAGCUCAGCUACUUCAUCACAGGAGGGAAUCAGGACGGUAAAUUCAGUGUGGGCUUCAGAGACGGGGUGGUUCGGACGGUGGUCGGUUUGGACAGAGAGACGCAGGCGGCGUACAUGCUGGUCGUGGAAGCUAUAGAUAACGGUCCUGCAGGCAGCAGGAGAACAGGAACAGCUACCGUCUCUGUGGAGGUUCAGGACGUGAACGACAACAGACCCAUCUUUCUACAGAACAGCUACGAGACCAGCGUGCUGGAGAGUGUACCCCGAGGGACCAGCAUCCUGCAGGUUCAGGCUACAGAUGCAGAUCAGGGAGAGAACGGCAGACUGCUGUACCGGAUCCUGAGCGGUAACAGUAACAGUCUGUUCAGUAUCGACCGUCAGUCCGGUCUGCUGACUCGGGGUGUCAGGUCUCUGGACAGAGAGACGAGCAGCUCGCACGUGUUGGAGGUGGAGGCGUUCAACAGUGACGAAGGCAGCAUGAGGAGUUCCGUCAGGGUGAUCAUCUACGUGGACGAUGCUAACGACGAGGUUCCCGUCUUCACUCAGCAACAGUAUAACCGUCUGGGCCUCAGAGAGACGGCUGGCAUCGGCACGUCGGUGAUCGUGGUGCGAGCCACCGACCCGGACAGCGGUGAUGGAGGUGCCGUGGCAUACACCCUGGUUUCAGGUUCGGACAGGAAGUUCGAGGUGGACGUGAGCACGGGUCUGUUGACCACAGUGGAUUACCUGGACUACGAGACCAAGACGUCGUACCUGAUGAAUGUGUCGGCCACGGAUCAGGCCCCGCCCUUCCACCAGGGGUUCUGCACAGUGUACGUGACUCUGCUUAACGAGCUGGACGAGGCUGUGGCAUUCUUCUCGGCCGGGUACGAGGCUUCUCUGAGGGAGAACAUUGCCACAGGAACCGAGGUGGUCCAGGUCCAGGCCCAGUCCGCAGACAACCUGAACCAGCUGACUUAUCGAUUCGACCCCGACACAUCGCCGGCUGCUCUGGCCCUGUUCAAGAUCGAUAGCGUCACGGGUCGUAUCACGGUGACCGGUCAGCUGGACAGAGAGAGAGGAGACACAUACUCUCUGACUGUGGUCGCUGAUGAUGGCGGACCAAAGAAAGACUCCACCGUGAAGGUAUCCAUCAGCAUCCUGGACGAGAACGACAACAGUCCCGAGUUUGACAUCACGUCCGACACGUCAGUGGACAUCUCCGAGAACACGGAGAUGGGGAAAAAGGUGGCCGUGGUCCUGGGGAGGGACAGAGACGCCGGCUUAAACGGACUGGUGAACUUCACUCUGGUUGCAGGAAACAUGGAGGACGUCUUCAUGAUCAAAACAGUGAAUCACACGUACGGAGAAGUUUACGUCAACGCUGCUCUGGACAGAGAGUCAGUGGACCGAUACCUACUGAGGGUGCGCGCCAUUGACAACGGCUCGCCUCCCCGACACACAGACCACGCCCUCACCAUCAACAUCCUGGACAUCAACGACAACGCUCCUGUGAUGGAGAGCCAGAGAGGAUACAACGUGAGCAUCAGCGAGAAUGUGGGCGGGGGUACGUCCGUCCUGAGAGUGACAGCUACAGACCAGGACAUAGGGCCCAACGCCAUGCUGUUUUAUUACAUCACGGCGGGGAACAAGGACCUGACCUUCAGGAUGGACCGUGUGACCGGAGAGAUGGUGACCCGACCUGCUCCCCCCGACAGAGAGCGGCAGCAGGAGUACCGCCUCAUCAUCACGGUGGAGGACGACGGCACACCGCCUCUGUCGACCUCCACUAGCGUCCACGUGCUCAUCGUGGAUGAGAACGAUAACGCCCCCGAGUUUCCGGAGGAGGAGUACGUCACCGUGCUGAGUGAGGGGCCCGACACUGUGGGGGCCACCAUCGCCACGGUAACAGCCAUCGACCCAGACGAGGGACCCAACGGAACCCUGAGAUAUGCCAUCGCCCACGGCAACCUCAUCCAGACGUUUCACAUUAACAGCAUCACGGGGAGGAUCACGGCUGUGAAGGAUCUGGACUUUGAGGUCAGUGGGGGUCAUUACUCUCUGGUCGUCACGGCAACAGAUCAGUGUCCGGAUGUAGCUCUGCGACUGACGUCCAGCACCACAGUGUUGGUGAACGUCCUGGACGUGAAUGAUGUGACCCCCACCUUCCCGCGAGCCUACGAGGGGCCCUUCGAGGUGACAGAGGGCCAGCCGGGGCCCCGGGUGUGGACCCUAAGAGCCAGUGAUGAAGACUCUGGACUUAAUGGGAAAGUGGAGUACAGCAUCACAGCAGGAGACCUUCAGAAUGAGUUCAUGGUUUCUCCAGUAGAGGGCGAGCUGCGGGUCAGGAAGGAUGUGGAGCUCGACCGAGAAACAACAGCGUUUUACAACAUCACUGUGACCGCCAGCGACCUGGGGACCCCGCCCCGCAAUAGCUCUGUGGUGGUCGGCGUCCGUGUCAGAGACAUCAAUGAUAACGACCCGGUCCUCCUGAACCUCCCUCACAACACCAGCGUGAGUGAAGGAGCGUCCAUCCACACCUCGGUGGCUCGAGUCCGAGCACGAGACGCCGACAGCGGACGGAACGCUCUGCUCACGUACAACAUCACAGCUGGAAACCAGGACGGAGCAUUCUACAUCAACGAUACGACAGGUGUGGUGCAGGUGAAUAGACCUCUCGACAGAGAGCGAGUGUCAGAGUACAGACUGACCAUCACCGUCAAAGACAACCCCGAGAACCCCCGCAUCGCCCGCCGGGAUUCAGACCUGUUGUUGAUCUCUGUUCUGGAUGAGAAUGAUAAUCGUCCUGUGUUCUCCAGGAGCAGCUAUAGAGCUGAGAUCACUGAGAACUCUGCAGCAGGUACAACUCCUUCAGGUAGCACAGUGUCAGUGUUAAACGGUCCUGUUCUGGCUGAGGACAGAGACAUCGGAGCGAAUGCGGUGGUGCACUAUCACCUGCUGGGAUCCAGAGUGGACCUGUUCACUGUGGACUCUGACACAGGUGUGAUCCGUGUCCGUCAGGGAGCCAGGUUAGACCGAGAAUCCUUCCAAGAGCCUCGGGUGGAGCUGUUUGUGGUCGGGGAGGACGUUGGGGGUUUAAACAGCAGCGUUCCACUCACAGUCACCAUACUGGACCAGAACGACAACCCACCUGUGUUCAGCCCGCCCAGUUUCAGUGUACGUCUACCUGAGAACAGCCCCACAGGUGUGGUGGUGACUCAGCUUUCAGCCACAGACGCUGACUCGGGUUCCAACGGUUGGCUCAUGUAUCGGUUGGAGAGUGGCGCUCAGGACCGUUUUGUGGUGGAUGCGCUCUCUGGCGCCGUCCUGGUGGGAAACACCACCCUUGACAGAGAAGAGAGAGGAUCCUACCGGCUGGUAGUCAUGGCAACAGAUCGCGGCACACCCCCCAUGUCGGGCACGGCCACCCUCACAGUCAUCUUGGACGACGUGAAUGACUCGAGGCCUCGUUUUAUCGAUCCCGUGACCAUGAUCAAUGUGAACGAGUCCACACCGCCUGGGGUGGUUGUCGCCACACUGACCGCAGAGGACCCAGACCUGCACCCCCGCCUCGAGUACUACAUCAUCUCAGUGGAAGCAAAGGAUGAUGGAAACAACCCGGUGGACGGCCUGCAGGAGUCUUUUGGCAUCGAUUUACACACAGGCGCCGUGUUCAUACGAAACCCGCUCAACAGAGAGCAGGUCGCCACGUUUGAGAUCAUCGUAUCCGUACACGACAACGCAAGUGAGGUCAUUGAUAAAUCUGGCAGCGUUCCAAAUGCGAGGCUGACCAUUAACGUGUUGGACGUGAACGAUAACGCUCCUCGUUUUCGACCAUUCGGAGUCUCAAACUUCACAGAGAAGAUUCUAGAAGGAGCUCAGCCGGGUACCACGCUGCUGUCAGUGUCAGCCAUAGACCCCGAUAAAGGUCCCAAUGGGCAGGUCAUCUACCAGUUGCUGCACCUGCCCCGGGGGGGUUACGUCAGGCUGGAGGACCCCUCCACAGGGAAGAUCGUGGCCAAUCAGACGGUGGACUUUGAGCAAGUUCAGUGGCUGAAUUUCACGAUUCGAGCCCAGGAUCACGGCUCUCCUCCGAGGAUCGCUGAGCUGCCCGUUUACCUGAGAAUUGUCGACGUGAACGACAACAACCCUGUGUUCCUGCAGCCCUCCUAUCAGGAGCCCGUGUUUGAGAAUGUGGAUCUGGGAACCACCAUAGUCCGAGUCAGUGCCACGGACGCAGACUCUGGCCUGUUUGCUGUGGUCGAAUACAGUUUGGUGGACGGGGAGGGAAAGUUUGGCAUCAGACCGACCACAGGAGAGAUCUACAUCCUGUCUCCUCUGGACAGAGAGACCAAGGAUCACUACACGCUGACCGCCGUCGCCAGAGACAACCCCGGAGGAAUCUCCAACAACAGAAGAGAGAACUCUGUGCAGGUCCUGGUGACGGUCCUCGAUAUAAACGACUAUCGGCCUCGAUUCACCGAGCGAGUGUUCAACACCAGCGUGUUUGAGAACGAGCCGAGCGGGACGUCUGUGAUCACUGUGCGAGCGGUCGACCUGGACGAAGGAGAGAACGGAGCCGUGCUCUACAGCAUGCUGGGACCUCACUCAGAUGCCUUCUCCAUGGAUCCAAACACGGGUCUGGUGCGUUCUCGCCGCCUGCUUCAGUCCUCGGAACAUUUUAAUCUUACGGUUGUGGCGACGGAUCAGGGCCGUCCUCCUUUGUGGGGCACCUCUGACCUCAUCAUCACCGUCAUCGACGUCAACGACAACAGACCUGUGUUUGUCAGACCGGCCAACGGGACCAUCAUCCACAUCUCAGAGGAGCAGCCCCCGGGCCUCCCCGUGUACGAGGUUCAUGCCACGGACUCUGAUGAGGGAGUGAAUGGGGAGGUACGAUACGCUUUCCUGCAGACUGGAGCAGGGAACAGAGACUGGGAGAACUUCCACAUAGAUGCUGUGUCCGGAGUCAUCACGACCACGGUCAAACUGGACCGAGAGAAACAGGCGCUGCUCAGCCUCAUUAUCGUGGCCCGGGAUAUGGGUCAGCCAGUGCCGUAUGAGACCACUCAGCCCCUCCAGGUGGCUCUGCUGGACAUUGACGACAACGAACCCGUCUUCCUGAAACCACCUCGUGGCAGCCUGCCGUACCAGAAGCUGAGCGUACCUGAGCACUCUCCUGCAGGUACAGUGAUUGGUAACGUGACCAGAGCAAUGGAUGCAGACGAAGGAUCCAAUGCAGUGGUUUAUUACUUCAUAGCAGGAGGAAACUCUGACGGAAAUUUUGGCCUCAAUUUGGACGGAGAGCUCAAGCUGCACAGAGACCUUGACCGAGAGGAGACAGCGGUCUACUUCAUCGUCAUCAAAGCCUCCAGUAACCGGAGCUGGACUCCGCCAAGAUCUCUGAGGGCAUCACGACCACGAGCCCUGGACCCCACCCGCGACCCCUCCCUGCUAGAGGUCCGCAUCGAGCUGGAAGACAUCAACGACCAGAAACCACGCUUUACUAAAGCCGAGUACACUGCAGGCGUGGCUGCGAACGCCAAAGUGGGCUCAGAGCUGAUCCGGGUGGUGGCCAUCGAUAACGACAUUGGGAACAACAGUUUGGUUCAGUAUCACAUCGUAACGAUCCGAUACUUCCAGUCACAGAGCAACGGCAGCGAGGACGUGGGCAGCAUCUUCAUCAUCGGAUUGACAGAUGGAAUCAUUCGAACAUACGACCUCUUCACCGCCUACAAUCCAGGCUUCUUUCAGCUCGAGAUCCUGGCGUGCGAUUUCGCUGGACACUGCACGACUACCAACGUGAACAUCUACAUCCUCCGAGACGACCAGAGGGUAAAAAUCGUCUUCAACGAGAUCCCCGACCUGGUCCGAGAAAACCAGGAAGAGUUCGUCAACCUGCUGUCUAACAUCACAGGAGCCAUCGUCAACUUAGACGACAUACAGUUUCACGUGGACAAGAAGGGCAGAGUGAGCUACGCUCAGACCGACAUGCUGAUCCAUGUGGUCAACAAUCAGACCAACACUAUCCUGGACGUGGACAGGGUGAUCCAAAUGAUCGAUGAAAACAAAGAGCAGCUCAGGAAUCUGUUCAGAAAGUUUAACGUGGUGGAUGUUCAGCCUGCAGUCAGCGACAAACUUCCUGAUGACAUCACCACGCUGCAGCUGGUCAUCAUCAUCCUGGCUGUGCUGCUGUGUUUAGCAGGAAUCCUGUUUGUCACCAUGAACUGGCAUUACCGCCGAGUACACCAGAGGAAGCUGAAAGCCAUCGUAGCUGGAUCUACAGGUAACCAGGGUCUGAUGGACAUCCUGGACAUGCCCAACACCAACAAGUACUCGUUUGAGGGGGCAAACCCCGUCUGGUUGGACCCGUUCUGUCGUAACCUGGAGCUCGCCACGCAGGCCGACCAUGAGGACGACCUCCCCGAGAACCUGAGCGAGAUCACCGACCUGUGGAACAGCCCCGCCCGCACACAUGGAACGUUUGGUCGAGAGCCUCAGGCGAAGCCUGAAGAUGAUCGCUACCUGAGAGCCGCCAUCCAGGAGUACGACAACAUCGCUAAACUGGGCCAGAUCAUGAGGGAGGGGCCGAUCAAGGGCUCGCUCCUGAAGGUGGUCCUGGACGACUACCUGAGACUGAAAAAGCUGUUUGCAGCUCGACUCGUCACCGUGUCCACGAGUCAGGGGGACCACUCGUCCGUCACCGAGCUGAUCCAGAGCGACCUGGAAGACGAUGACGACGAGCGUCUGGGCAACGGUGGGCGGGGCACUCUGCGUUUCAAACACAAACUUCCUGUGGAGCUGAAGGGUCCUGAAGGCAUCCACGUGGUCCAUGGCAGCACGGGGACGCUGCUGACCUCUGACCUCAGCAGUCUGCCGGAGGAUGACCAGCGGGCGCUCGCUCGCUCUCUGGAGGCCCUGAACAGCGAUGGCGGGCUGUACUCUGAACGCAACGCCCGCACCGAGUCUGCCAAGUCCACACCGCUGCACCGCCACAAAGAUGGGGACGUGAUGUCUGAGAGUCCACUGGAGAUCACAGAGUUAUGACUAGCAGAGGCCUCGCUGGUCUGAAGACCACCGGACUCCACGGCGCCCCCCUGAGGACAGGAGGAGUGUGUGUAGUCUAGUUAACCAAUCAGACGACCUCACAGAGACAGCCUGUGGUUGGUCUGAGAGGAUCACGUGAUGAGGGCGGAGCUUAUUUCAAGAGACAGAACAAACAGAGACCUCCAUCAAAGGAUCCACCCCCACUGUGGGAGGAGCUUAUUCUACCUUAAAGGUGCCUCAUCCUCACUGAUCCAAUACCUGGACUGCACACACACACACACGCAUGCACACACACACACACACACACACACACACACACACACACACAC